ACUACACAACAGAUAGCGGACGACGCUGUUGCUGGACAGCCCUACCAAUUCCAAAAUUACGAACCCCAGCAGAACUACAUUGCGCCGGAGCUCUCACGCAAAUCAACAGACGACAAGGAGGAAGUGGAAGAAAGCGAGAAAUCCCGUUCCAGGAGCAGCAGCGAUGACACUGUCGCAUAUGCCCCAAUCAACAUCCCUGGAGAGGACCAGGAGGCUAUGAGGAACGACAUGAUAACAUUGACCCGAACUCAAACAAGCACAAGUUAUGCCGGCAUCGACCCCGAAUCCAAGGACUUUAGUCUGGACAAAUGGCUGAAGGCAUUCAUCAAGGACUUUGAUUCGGAAGAUCUCAAGGCUACCAGAGCAGGUAUCGUCUGGAAGAAUCUCUCGGUCUCUGGUUCCGGUGCAGCUCUGCAGCUCCAGGACACAGUCGCUGGUAUCGCCUUGAAGCCUCUGGUCAUGCUCAAGUCUCUGUUCUCGCGCAACACUGAGCGCAAGCAAAUUCUUCACAACUUCAACGGAAACUUGAAGUCCGGCGAACUACUUAUUGUUCUUGGACGUCCAGGCUCGGGCUGCAGUACCUUCCUCAAAUCGCUUUGUGGUGAGACACAUGGUCUCCACAUUGACGAUGGCUCAGAGAUUCAUUACAAUGGUGUCAGCCAGAAGCAAAUGAUGAAGGAGUUCAAGGGUGAAGUCGUGUACAACCAAGAGGUUGACAAACAUNNUUUCGUACGUGUCAUGUCCUCUCCUGAACGCCGAACUAAGAACAAGAGUGCUGAUCAAUUUCACAAUAUAGCCCAUUUAACAGUCGGUCAAACCUUGGAGUUCGCUGCUUCCACUCGUACUCCCAGUCAUCGUAUUCGCGGUCUGUCGAGAAAGGACUUUUCCGCCCACACCGCCAAAGUCAUUAUGUCAGUCUUCGGUCUGUCUCAUACUUACAACACGGUCGUUGGCUCUGAUUUCGUUCGCGGUGUGUCUGGUGGUGAGAGAAAGCGUGUGAGUAUCGCUGAAAUGGCUCUUACUGGAUCGCCACUCGGCGCUUGGGAUAACUCAACUCGUGGGCUGGAUUCGGCGAGCGCAUUCAAGUUUGUCAACUCACUCCGCACUCUUGCGAACCUUGGUGGUUCAGCCCACGCUGUUGCCAUCUACCAAGCCUCGCAACAAAUCUAUGAACUCUUCAACAAGGCGAUCGUGCUCUACGAGGGUCGCUGCAUCUACUAUGGUUCAGCCCCUAAAGCUCGCGAGUACUUCGAAAAGCAGGGCUGGACGUGCGACAAGCGCCAAACCACUGGAGAUUUCCUGACUUCGCUGACCAACCCCACUGAACGCAAAGCCCGCAAAGGCAUGGAAAACAAAGUACCUCGCACCGCUGAGGACUUCGAACGUUACUGGCUCGAGUCCUCGGCAUACAAGACCAUGCAACGCGACAUUGAAGAGCACGAAAAGUCAGUCUCGGGAGAUCAGAUGGUCCAAACUCUCCGUGACAACAAGGGUGAAGCACAAGCAAAACACACCCGUCUGAAGUCACCAUACAUGAUCAGUGUUCCCAUGCAGAUCAAGCUGAACACGAAGCGAUCUUACCAACGCAUCUGGAACGAUCUCCCCUCGACAGUUUCCGCCAUCGGAGUCAACGUCUUCAUGGCCCUCAUCAUUGGUUCGAUUUUCUAUGGUACCCCUGACGCAACUGUCGGCUUCAUGUCCAAAGGAGCUGUUCUUUUCUUCGCCGUCUUGCUCAAUGCCCUGUCAGCCAUGAACGAGAUCAACAGUCUCUAUGCUCAACGCCCAAUUGUCGAGAAACACAAAUCUUACGCGCUCUACCAUCCUGCUACAGAAGCCAUCGCCGGUAUCGUUUCUGAUGUACCUGUCAAAUUCGUUCAAGCUGUUGUUUUCAACUUGAUUCUCUACUUUCUGGCUGGUCUUCGACGCGAACCAUCUCAAUUUUUCAUCUACUUCUUGAUCACAUUUAUCGUCGGGCAAAUCAUGUCUCGCAGCUGUGACCAAAACAAUCUCUCAAGCAAUGACGCUUGCUGGUGUGAUGGUCCUUGCCCUUGUGAUCUACACAGGCUACAUCCAAUUUACUAUGCAUUCGAAAUUCUGGUCGCCAACGAAUUCCACGGAAGGCAGUUCCCCUGCUCUCAAAUCGUUCCCAACUAUCUGUUCAUGCAAGGCGACACGUUCAUCUGUUCUACGACCGGUGCAGUCGCAGGCGAAUACACUGUCAGUGGAGACGCUUAUAUCCAGACUGCCUACGAAUACUCUUACUCUCACGUCUGGAGAAACUUCGGUAUCAUGAUUGCUUUCCUUAUCGGUUUCAUGGCCAUCUACUUUUUCGCUGUUGAGAUCAACUCUUCGACUAGCAGCACUGCCGAGGUUCUGGUUUUCCGCAAGGGACAUGCUCCCGCGAACCUUACUGGACAAGUUAAAGAAGGCAACAACGAUGAGGAAGCUCCCGCCCAAGGUGCUGCUGCAUCAAACGGACACACAGAAGGCGAGAGUGUCGAUGCUAUCCCUGCUCAGAAGGACAUCUUCACAUGGAGAGACGUGGUUUACGACAUCAAAAUUAAGGGCGAGCCUCGCAGACUUCUGGACCAUGUAUCUGGAUACGUCAAGCCAGGAACUCUGACUGCACUCAUGGGUGUCAGUGGUGCUGGUAAAACGACUCUAUUGGACUCUCUCGCUCAGCGUACCACUAUGGGUGUCAUUACUGGCGACAUGUUGGUCAACGGAAAGCCUAUCGAUGCCAGUUUCCAGAGAGGCUGUGGUUACGUACAACAGCAAGAUUUGCAUCUCGAGACAGCUACUGUUCGCGAGAGUUUGCGAUUCAGUGCCAUGCUCAGACAGCCCAAAUCAGUAUCUAAGAAGGAGAAGUAUGACUACGUUGAGGAAGUCAUCAAGAUGCUCGACAUGGAAGACUUUGCCGAGGCUGUUGUUGGUGUUCCUGGCGAAGGCUUGAACGUUGAGCAGCGCAAGCUUCUCACCAUCGGUGUUGAACUUGCUGCUAAGCCUAAGCUAUUGCUAUUCCUGGACGAGCCUACCAGUGGUUUGGACUCUCAAAGUGCCUGGGCUAUCUGCGCCUUCCUUCGUAAGCUUGCCGACGCUGGUCAAGCUGUUCUCUGUACUAUUCAUCAGCCUAGUGCCGUCCUUUUCCAGGAGUUCGACCGUCUUUUGUUCUUGGCCAAGGGUGGUAAGACAGUCUACUUUGGUGACAUUGGAAAGAAUUCCAGGACUCUUCUCGACUAUUUCGAGGACAACGGAGCUAGACAUUGUGAAGACGACGAGAACCCGGCUGAGUUCAUGCUGGAGAUCGUCAGUGCUGGAUCAUCUGGACAAGGACCUGACUGGCACGAGGUAUGGAAGAAGAGCGAUGAAUGCAAGGGUGUUCAGACUCAAAUCGACAAGCUACACGAGGAGUCAAGCGGCAGAGCCCGCGAGCACGAACCUACCAAGGAAGAGCUUAGCGAGUUUGCGAUGCCAUUGACCACUCAGAUCACCGUUGUAACUCACAGAGUCUUCCAACAGUACUGGCGCAUGCCCUCGUACAUCCUCGCAAAGUGGAUGCUUGGUACUGCUGCUGGUCUCUUCAUUGGUUUCUCUUUCUACCAAGCCGAUUCGUCAACCCAAGGACUUCAGAACGUCAUUUUCUCAGCUUUCAUGGUUUGCACAAUCUUCUCUUCUCUUGUACAGCAGAUCAUGCCCUUAUUCGUUGGACAACGCUCGCUCUACGAGGUUCGCGAGAGACCCAGCAAAGCAUAUUCAUGGAAGGCUUUCAUCCUGGCCAACAUUAUUGUCGAAAUUCCUUACAACAUCGUUUUGGCCGUUCUGGUCUUCGGUUCAUACUACUACGCUGUUCAGGGCAUUCAGCCCUCCUUGAGACAGGGCAUGGUCCUUCUCUUCCUGAUCGAGUUCUUCAUCUACGCUGGCACCUUUGCCCAUCUUUGUAUCGUGGCCAUGCCGGACGCACAGACAGCCGCAGCUAUUGUAACCUUGCUAUUCGCCAUGUCCUUGGUUUUCAACGGUGUCAUGCAGUCCCCCACAGCACUCCCCGGCUUCUGGAUCUUCAUGUAUCGUGUCUCUCCCUUCACGUACUGGAUCGGCGGCAUCGUCGCAGCCCAACUCCACGGCAAGACCAUCGAAUGUAGUGCCGUCGAGACCAGCGUCUUCAAUCCACCUGCCGGCCAAACCUGCGGACAAUACCUGGCCGAAUACCUCCGCACCGCACCCGGCACCCUCCAAAACCCUGGCGCUACCAGCAACUGUGCUUACUGCGCACUCAGCAACGCAGACCAAUUCCUCGCUGGCAGCAACAUUUCCUACAACCAGGUCUGGCGCAACUUCGGAAUCUUCUGGGCAUACAUUGGGUUUAAUAUUUUCCUUGCCGUGUUCCUGUACUGGUUGUUCCGUGUCAGCACCUUCAGUGUUUCUGGAUUCACCGAGAAGUUGAAGGGUCUUCGCAAGCCCAAGGCUGAGCCUGUUGCCGACAACAAAGAGGGACAGAAGCAGAGAAACCAUGCCGAUCCUUUC
Aureobasidium uvarum is the source of this 4521-nucleotide messenger RNA. NCBI's taxonomy places the organism in Eukaryota, Fungi, Ascomycota, Dothideomycetes, Dothideales, Saccotheciaceae. The record is from the annotation of a GenBank genome assembly.